Acinonyx jubatus (cheetah) is the source of this 7894-nucleotide messenger RNA. It is a transcript of the gene MAP2K6, whose product is annotated as mitogen-activated protein kinase kinase 6. Gene Ontology annotation, biological process: MAPK cascade; protein phosphorylation. Lineage: Eukaryota; Metazoa; Chordata; Mammalia; Carnivora; Felidae. The transcript has 12 exons. Gene Ontology annotation, molecular function: ATP binding; MAP kinase kinase activity. The coding region runs from base 1724 to 2560 and encodes 278 amino acids. The record is from RefSeq and is a predicted model, not a curated record.
GCCUUUUUCACAGGUGAAAUGUAUUUGACUUUUGUUUUAUUUUGUUUUCGCUGAGAGGGCUACAGGGUUGUAGCCGCUGGGAGAUCUGAAUUACCUGUCGCCUGUGUUGGAGUAUAGAUGUAGUUAUCUGGACAAAUGGAAUUUGCCGUUCAUUCCUCACUGGAGUAUCCCAUUUAAAAUAGCAAUCCUUAUCUAUUUGACUGAGGCUCAUGGAUAGGAAUUGUUGGAAUUAGGCCUUUCAUCUGUUUGGAUUUUCACCAUCAGAUCCAGCUACUUAACAUUCUUGGUAUACAGCACAGCCCUGUGUAUUGUCUACCCAUAUGUAUGGACACAGUUCGUGGCAUUGCCUAACUGACUAACGUAGUAACAUGUGCUAAGCGGCCUUCCAAACUCCGGGAGGAGGAGGUGAAUAGUGAGUCUUGAGUCUUAUAAAACACAUAGGUAAGCCCAAAGGAGGAGAGAGUCGAGAAGACCUGUUACAAUGAAGGUGGACCCAAAACGCUUUCUCUGCAUUGACCACUGCCAAGCAUAUUUUUUCUUGCCUUUAUGCAACUUGGCAGAAUUGAUCUUCAUUUUGGACUUUGAAGGCCUAGAGGGGGAAAAGAAGACUCAAUUGCACAUUGUCUUGGGCUGUGAUAAUCUGACCAAUUGUGCUCAUGAAUUUCUGAAGUGAUUUUUUUAAAUGUGUAUUUUGAGAGAGAGAGAAAGAGUGCAAGCGGGGGGUGGGGGCAGAGAGGAAGAGAGGGAAUCCCAAGCAGGCUCCACACUGUCAAUGCAGAGCUUGAUGCGGGGCUCGGUCCCACGAACCGUGAGAUCGUGACCUGAGCCGAAAUCAGGAGUCAGAUGCUUAACUGACUGAGCCACCCAGGCGCCCCUUAAAUGACUCAUUUUUUUUAAAUAUGAAAUUUAUUGUCAGAUUGGUUUCCAUACAACACCCAGUGAGAUUAUACACAUUCUUUUUCUGAAUGAUUAUAAUUAACAGCUACUUAAGGUAUGUCUGUGCUCUUUCAUAUGUGACACCUCAUGGUUCUCAUAUCCAGCCCAGGAAGGUAGGUAUUGGUAUUAUUUCCCCAUUUUACAGUUGAGGAUAUCGAGAGUCAGGUGAAUAGUGAUUCUGGCGGUCACUUAAUGAGUGAAGUACCAGAUGUAAACCGAGUUUUUAAAAGCUCAUAAUCCCAUGUUCCCCUGCCCCCCUCCUCUCAUCAUCUCUAAACUCCUUCCAUUGUAGACUAGGGGAAUGAGCUCCAAUCUGGGUUUUGGAGACCUAGAUUCUGAUUCCGACUGGGUCAUUGCUGGCUCUGUGAUGUUGAGCAAUCAUGGAAGCCUUUGGAUGUCAUUUUCCUACCAGGAGGUUAUACUGUUUGAUGUCUUAAGUUUCUUUGCAUCUUGAGAGUCUCUGUCCGCCCGCGUCUACCCGACCCUCUAUGGGGCUUGUGUCAUUGCCACAGUGUGCACCCCUGCGAUGUAGAGCAGGGGUGGGGGGAGAAGGAAAGGAGGACCAUGGGCAUUUGAUCCAGCUCUGUUCUGGUUUCUCCUACCAGAGAAAGGAAGGAGGCACAGAAUCUCCUUAGGCAGGAAGCGAAACCCUGGCCUUAAAAUUCCAAAAGAAGCAUUUGAACAACCUCAGACCAGUUCCACGCCACCUCGAGACUUAGACUCCAAAGCUUGCAUUUCUAUUGGAAAUCAGAACUUUGAGGUGAAGGCAGAUGAUCUGGAACCAAUAAUGGAACUGGGGCGAGGUGCGUACGGGGUCGUGGAGAAGAUGCGACACGUGCCCAGCGGGCAGAUCAUGGCGGUGAAGCGGAUCCGGGCCACAGUAAAUAGCCAGGAGCAGAAAAGGCUACUGAUGGAUUUGGAUAUUUCCAUGAGGACAGUGGACUGUCCUUUCACAGUCACCUUUUAUGGUGCACUCUUCCGGGAGGGUGAUGUUUGGAUUUGCAUGGAACUCAUGGAUACGUCGCUAGAUAAGUUCUACAAACAAGUGAUUGACAAAGGCCAAACAAUUCCAGAGGACAUCUUAGGGAAAAUAGCAGUUUCUAUUGUAAAGGCGUUAGAACAUUUACACAGUAAGCUCUCUGUCAUUCAUCGAGACGUCAAGCCUUCCAACGUGCUGAUCAACACUCUGGGCCAAGUAAAGAUGUGCGAUUUUGGAAUCAGUGGCUACCUUGUAGACUCAGUCGCUAAAACCAUUGAUGCCGGAUGCAAACCGUACAUGGCCCCCGAAAGAAUAAACCCAGAGCUCAAUCAGAAGGGAUAUAGUGUGAAGUCUGACAUUUGGAGUCUGGGCAUCACAAUGAUUGAGUUGGCGAUCCUUCGGUUUCCCUAUGACUCUUGGGGAACUCCUUUCCAACAGCUCAAGCAGGUGGUAGAGGAGCCCUCACCACAGCUCCCGGGAGACAAGUUCACCGAAGAGUUUGUUGACUUUACCUCACAGUGCUUGAAGAAGAAUUCCAAAGAACGGCCAACGUAUCCAGAACUUAUGCAACAUCCAUUUUUCACCCUACACGAAUCCAAAGCAACAGACGUGGCAUCUUUUGUAAAAUUGAUUCUUGGAGACUAAAUACCGUGGACUCAAUUGGUUGGCCCUCCUGUGGAUUGGUGGGUUUACAGGGUGAAGCAGGUUCACUAAAGCACCAAUAGAAACUUAUCCUUGAGAUAAUUUAAUCCUGCCUCUCAGAAGGUUGUUUUCCCCCAUUUUCUGUUCUUUUCUUUUCCUUUUUUUCCCCUCCAAAGGGGGCCUUGGAAUCUAUAGUAUAGAGUGAACUGUCGAGAUGGAUGAAAUAUGGCAAAGGCUUAGGACUUAAAAAGGUGAUUAAAUAUUUAAUGAUGUGUCAUAUGAGUCCUUAAGCUUCUCAGACUUCUCUUGUUCUUCAUAAAACGAAUGCAUUGGCCCUGGUCAAAAGGUGCUACCGUAGUGAUGAAAUUGUAAGUAGAUCUGUAGUCUGUCCCACUUAUUAUUUUAAUAUUUAUGUUUAAGUGCUUGGUUGAAAAGAUUCCAUUUUAUGCAAGGAGGGAGAUACAAGAGGCAAGGUUGGGUUGGCAAUAUUUAUAGGGCUUUUAUUUUUAAGUUCAGUCGUGUCUGUGGUCCAGAGGAAACUAUUUAAUAUGCAUCUUUAAGAGUAUUAUAACAAUAACAGUGAGGAGCUCUUCUUUGUAAAACACCUGUUCAGCUGUUGUGGCUGCUUGCCACGUCCUUAGAUUUCUGCUCAACUCCUGGGUAGUAACCACAUAUUUCAGGUGAAGUGGUGAGGUAUCCCAGUCAUACCCUUUCCCCAACUUUGGGAAACAUAAAAUCACUUUUGUCGCAUCUCAGAGUCACGAGUUGGGUUCUCUUGGCCUUUGUGGUAUUAAUGGAAUGUGAUUCCUGAUGCAGUUUUUUAUCACCUAUCUACCCUUCUACAUGUGUGCCUGUGUAUAUUUGAUAAGUCCCAAGCUCCGCCAAGUGGCUUCUGUGGACAUCUCUACUUAGCGAGGAGGAUAUAUGUCAGUUCUGAGAGGAGAUGUCAUGUCAAACCACACUGAGAAUUGGUGCCUUCGUGUGCUUCUGUCCCUCCUUACAAUGCGUAAGCCCCAAGGUUUGCCUUUGUGUUAAGAUGCGCUUUUUGCUUUCUUCUCUUCUUCCCCCUUGUUCAAUAAAGAAGCCUUACUAUUGACGGGAGGGCUGCAAUACAAGAAAAUAAAAGUUCUUUGACAGGAUAGGAGAUAAUGGGGCAGGUUGAAUUAGUUCCUAGGAAUAGACGGCCCGAUUGCCAGUGGUUGAGGCCACAUUUCACUUCAGUAGCACAGAGCAGCACGGGGUAGGAGCCUCCGUAGGAGGCUAGUGCCAUUAUGGGUUCCCGGCAGGUGGACAAAGCAGUGAAAGCUCUUUCUUAAGACUAAAUAUGGCCCUAGGUUCUCUAGGUUCCUUGAUGAAAAGUGAGUGAAUUGAUGCAGGGAAGCUGUAAACCGAUAAUAACCAGCAAACGUGGCUUUUGGACGUUGGGUUUACACGAGGCUAUUCUUGAAGGACAACGAUGGAGAAUUUUGAUGAGAAAGGAAGAAGAGAACUCCCUCUCUUUCUUUCUUUGCCUCAAGUUCACAGAUAUGGAGAUUAUUCCUCCUGAAAAUCUUCUCUUCUUUCCCUUUUAGAUUUUGAAAUGCAGUCGUUAGUUUUUCUGUGUCUGCAUUUUCCCCUUGUUCUUGUCUUUUGUCUGGCUCAGAGCAGUUGCCCAGAGUGAGUAUGGCCCUCCCGUACACUUCUUUGUAUCCCUAGUUCCAAGAGAUACCUGUUUGGUCAAAUGUAGUUUCAUCUUCUUUAAAGCUACCUCUGUUCCUCAUCUUCUUCCAGCCGGGAAAAGUGUAUUAUCCCAGUGAUUAUGGCCAUUCUCUUUCUCACCUACCUUACUAAAUUGGGCGGUUUCCCUUGUUGAGACCAAGAGAAAAAAACAUCACAACUGUAUUCCUUCUUUUCUUCAUCUGUUUAAUGAAAAAAGCAAGUAGUAGAAAACUCAGAGGUCCCUCCGUCACAGCUUUUGGCGGAGUUAUGUAAGGCAAAACCUCGUUCUGGUCUGAGUCAGACAACUCAUACCUGUUGUUCAGUGCGGUUUCUACUUAGAAAUAUUCUUAACCGAGUGUGUUCUCAUGCAUUCGCCUCUCCAGUUUGUGAACCCAGGGCCCAAACUUGCAAAACAAUCGUACUGAGACAGAGAAGAAGUUUGUCAAUGGUUCUCAACCUGAUGCACACUGGAAUCAACUGGGAGCUGGUGAACACUGCCUGUGCCAAGUUUGGGAUUUCAUUGGUCCAGGGCGGGGCCUGGGAAUUGGCAUAUUUCACACGCCACAUCAGAGAGGGCGUGUUCCUGGAAUACUGACUUGGAACUUGGAAUACGUUGUCCCCAUAGAAAUGAUGUACAACAUGGUGAUUAGAUAUCUUAUGUGCUCAAGUAGAAUGGCUUGCUAGACUUACGCGUCUGAAUUCUAGACUGUGUGUGUAUGUGUGUGUGUGUGUGUGUGUGUGUGUGUGUGUGUGUGAACCAUGUUAUAAGUUCUAAACUAAUUUUAAAAUAAAGAGAGAGAUGUGUAAACCAUAUUUAAGUUGAUAUAAGUUGGAAGGUCUCCUGUACAUACACACAGGUCACUCGACCCUCUAUAUUACUCCACUCAUUGUGCAUCAGCAUUAUUAUUGUUUAUGGUUACCUUUGGUUGAUUAGCUUUUUAAUUGUGGUCCUACCCUCCUGUGCUCUUUGUUAGUCCUGAAAUGUCAGACGUCCAAGUCUAGGACAUGAAAUACUCAUUAGCCUCAGCAUUUGAGGAAGCCAGCCCUGAGACUAACGCGACCCCUGGCUUCUCCAAGUGCAUUUGAUUUAGUGUCUUUGGAAGGUAGUCACAAAAGUGACAGAGAAGGGCUAAUGUUUUCAUAGUUUUUAACACUAAAAAUGCUUUUCUUGACCAAGAGGCUUCAUUAGCUCUGCUCAGAGAAACUACUCUGUUUCUCCCAAAAUCGUCUAACAAAAUGCUUAAUCUUUGGCUUAAAAGUGCAAUGGACGCCCAGUUCCUGAUUCCCCCCCCCCCCCCCAAAAAUGCUUGUUUUGGUGAUGUGACUGCCUGUGGCCUUGAAGGGAAGAUUCAUAGAUUCAUAAAAUUCAUUGGAGUUGGUCAGAUCAAGUAAAAUGAAUUAAAUCUCUAUCGUGCUGGGGAUUUUGUCUUCUUAAUGCCUCUCUAUGACUUAGAGGGAGAUUUGCUGGCUUAAAAGCAACCUUCCAUUUUUUAUUGAAUGAGCAAAUAGAAGAUGCAGUUGUUAAUUGGACCCCUGAAAAUUUACAUAUUCAGGUGGAAAAAUGCCAGAGUAAAAUCUGGGAGGUGGAAGCUAUCAAACCAACCCUAUUAGAAUAGAAAAAAAGAGAGAUUUUAUUGUAGAAGGUCUGUGUUCCUCUUGUCUAGGGGUGUGUGUGUGUGUGCACGCAUGUGUGUGUGUUUUAGCACUGUUAAUAUGCUGGCAGCUAAAGAUGCUCUUUGGUUUUCUUUGGCUUUAAUUGGGGUACUCUGGAUUUCUUUAGGAAUCUGUUGAAAGCUAGGACCUUUUCCCUAGGAAAACGCACAUGGUACAUGGAACACGUAGUUUUGCAAACAUGUUUUGUUGAGGGGAGGGGAGUGGAGUGCAGUUUAUAGACCCCGCAGGAUCAAUAACCUCUGCUCUGCAGAAUGUGGACUGUGACGUUCUAGACCAAGACUGGCAAAGUUUUUCUGUAAAGGGCCAGAUAGGAAAUAUUUUUGGCUUUGGGUUGCAUUAGUCUGUUACAACUACUCAGGUCUGGGGUUGCAGUAUGGAAGCAUCCAUAAAUAACACACAAAUGAAUGAGCGUGGUUCUGUGUCCCAACUAAACUUUAUUUACAGAACCAGGCAAUGGGCUGGAUUUGGCCCACAGGUUAUGGUUUGCCAAUACCAGUCCUAGAGCAUCGAAUGCAAAACUCCAAUUGAUUGAAUAUGUGUAUAGAGCUUUUCCAUUUAGUUAGUAUUCAGCUCAGCUGUUGAGGCAGAUCAGGAAGAUGGACAUAGAAACGAAUUUGGGAAGAGUGGAGACUGUUCAGUCCCAUGGAAAUUGCCUCUUAAUUUUCUUAGGUAAGUAUUCCUUGCCCUGGAGGCCAAUGGGACAGUUUUCCUCAGAUGAAAUUGAGCACCUGCUUUUUCCGUUUCCAUACAAUAGCCGGCAUAACGUACUUCAACUUGGCAAUAAAAAGCAUUCUUCUCUCAGACAUCAACGGCAUUCUUGUCUCUUAGCUUUGCAUUUUAUUUCUCUCUGGGACGUGAUGCUUGUGCAGGGAGGAUCAUGAAGCCAGACACUAAUCCUUGGGUUUUCCUUUUUCCUGAACUGCAUUAAGAUUUGAAAAUUUGGGAGGCCAUAGUUACGUCAGAAGUAGAAGGCAGAUAGACGUCUUAAAAUCUUCCAGGUUAUCCCCCUGUUCUAUUUGGCCAUCAUUUGAGAAAGGAAGAAAGAUAAGUAUGGGGUCAAAAUUCAUGUUCUCAGGUAGACACAGAGCUCUAGGCUCUCACUGUGACAGGAGACUUGGGCCCACCCCUUGGGUACUGUCCUUGGACUUGGAAAGACAAGGCUGCUUUAUCUUACUCCUUUCUUUAAUCCUCACUGAAUUUCUAUUCUAAGGGGCUUAUGCAAAAUGCCUCCUUUCUGAUGUGAUUAUCUUGGGUCCCUUGUUGAGUUCCUGGGCCCCCUAGUCUCUAGUGAAAGCUUUGCCUUCCCCAUGGGACCAGCACAACUGUCCUUUCCUUUGUCUUUGGUCAACCCUUGUCCCUUCUUUGCUGUAGGAACGCUACACAAUGAAAUGUGCCCAACUCCACUUUCCUCUUCCAGAAUAGUCCAACACAGCUGACCUAAAGCUGCAGUUGCUUGGUUAUUCAGAAACAGUUUUCUUCCUGCUGCAUCAUCAGGCAAACAUAAAUUAUACGUAGAAGGCUGCUUGGAAACUCUUAAAGAGCAUAUUUAAGUAUUUGAUCUGGCAAUUUACCUGACAGAAAGUUUUCUCUUCGCCCUGGGAAACAAAACCUGAAUUCCAGAGCCUUCAAAAUGAAACCAUCCUUCUGGGGAAAGCACCUUGCCACCAGACAUAUCACUCACCACCUGUUCCUGGUAUCUGCAAAGAAGCUGUGUCGUUUUGCUGGGGUUUAGAGAGUCACUGUUGACAGCUAUGCAAAUAUAAUUUCCCCACCUCAAGUUUUCUAAUGGAGUCAUUUGGAAUCAGCGCCUAAGUUGGGGUUUAUCUUUUUAGCUCCUGCCUCAAACUCCCUUUUCAAGCAAAAUUUCUCCAAAAGCUCUUUUCCUAUCUGACGUGAAGGGGACUGGGCCCUAAGUAGAAACACAAAGGAAAGUCAAGGACUUUGUGGUAGGGAUUUUUUUUUUUU